Messenger RNA from Seminavis robusta, 8529 nucleotides. Lineage: Eukaryota; Bacillariophyta; Bacillariophyceae; Naviculales; Naviculaceae. The record is from the annotation of a GenBank genome assembly.
CUUCACACUUCACACCACUCAACAUAUUAUGCACUCACCCCUCAUCCUCGACAACUCGGAACUGGAUGCAGUCACCACAACCUAACGGUAUACCAACCCUUGCCCGACCGGAACAGAGACCUCUCCUGCAUGGUAGAUGGCAAGAGCCUUCCGAUUAUCGCACUGCAGACGAAUAAGACGUGGGAGCUGACAGUGUCCAUGUCUUGAGAAGAAGAAACCAAGCAAGUGAGAAAAAGCGAGAGAAAAAUGAGCAGCUCGACAUUACAGUCGACUGGUGGAGGGACGGGGCGGGGUCAACGGGAAAGUGUUUCAUCGUCGGGAAAGAGGGGACAAUCCAACAGCAGUAUCAGUCCUGGGGUUGCAAUCUAUCGCAAUCGUGCCAUUAUUGCACACAUCAUGGAGUUUGUGGGGGAUGGCGACGACAGUGAUUCAUCUGAGUCUCUACUGACUUCCAUGGUCUCUAGUAGCCGGAAAAUUGGUGGUGGGAAAAGUGGGGGCGCCAUCAGUCAGAGCAAAAGCCAGAGUAUAAGUCAGAGCAAAAGUCAUAGUCAGAGCAUGAGCAGCAGCAGGAAGAAGAAACAAGCUCCUCCUGCACCCCAACCAGCUGCAGCUCCGCGCAAGCAGGUUCCAUCACCACAAUCUACACUGGGGCCAGAACGACCAAAGCGGCAAUCACUAAAACCAAGAAGAGCCACUUGGGCAGCCGAAAAGGCGAAUGGUCCUCCCCCUCCUAUACCUGCUCCACUCCCUCCGCCACCUGCCCCUGCUCCACCACCACCGCCACCACCAGUAAGGAAUGUCCAGCAGCGAAAGAGCAGUAGAACCGGAAGUCGAAACAGCACUGCCAGCUCUAUUGACAGCUCCUUUCAUAGUUCUGCCUUGAGCAGCAGUAAACGAUCACUCAGGUCGCCUGACUCGGUCAUGAAUAUUCACGUUGACGCCCCUGCAGUUCCAACAGCUCCAGGGACACCACAAACCAUUCGAAGAGAAGAAGAAAAACAAGAAAUUGCAUCAGCAACAGCAGAACAACAAUCACCCCCUCUGUCAACACAACCUUCGCCUGAUCUCUCCACUCCGCCACCCAAACAGACACCACAACAAGUAGACACAGCUGCAGCCGUGGUGAAUCCUCAAACCACAACGUCACAAAAAGAACCGCGAGGUUCCGAACAUGCCGUUUACAGCAUGUCUUACUCUUCAAGUUCCUCCUCCUCCUCGUCGUCGGGUUCAUCGCCACAAUCGAAAGUUCCACCACCCCCGCCUCCACCACCUGUCAUACAACCAUCUCAGUCUUCAUCACUGGCAGGAUCCUACGAAGAAGUGGAAAUCGUUGAAGAGGUCACAUCGGAUGGCACCACACCUGAUUCAAUCCGCAAACGACAACCUGUCAUUGUUACAAGUCCCGGUGGUGACAUCUCGGAGGGUUCAGAGUUAACCUUUGGGACGGCUGCUUUUACUCCUGGACCCAGACGACUAAGAUACAGUAAAACGCCCAGUCGGAGCAGUGACCAUGGCAGUGGGAUGGUUGAAUCACAGGGCAUUGUCUAUGAAGUCAUUGAAGAAGAAAUCAUUGAAAGCUCCCCUGAGGGUUCUCCUCCAGAAGCAGCAAAGAAGGAUGCGAAAGCUAUAGAGGAGGAAAUCAUUGAACAAGAAGUACGCUUUGCAAAUCCUCACGUGGUCGAUAGGCUGGAAUACCGACAAGACUUGGACUCUCCACUGAGCGUCAAUGUUGCCCAUCAUGUCCCACCAGAACAUGAUCCAGACUUUGUGCCGUGGUACGAACAGUACUAUGAAGAGUUGCCAUGGUACGAGCAGCCUGAUCUAGAUGAAGACGAUGCUUUGACGGCGCUGUGCAAAAAGGUACUCAUGGCGUCUGAAGACUUCGACAUGAACUGGCAACGAUUGGAGGAACGGGCAGUGAGAGUGGAAGCUCGCGUGAUCAACUUUGCCCUCAAGCUCAAGAACAAGCGGGCCCUUCGAAUCAAGCAGCAAGAGCAAUCUAAGCAGCUACCGGACGAAACACCCCCGCCCCCCAUUCCAAGACCUGCCAAGCCUUCACCCCAACGGUCUGUGUCUUCCCUCAUCUCUGGACCAGAAUCCGUCUUGGACAGCAGCACCAGUAGUAGUAGUAGCAGUCGUCAAAGGCGACACAAUCGACAAUACGCCUUUCAAGCGCAACAAGGACGACCCAGUCUACAAAAUAUUCCACCACGGGCUCCGCGAAGAGAAAGCACCCAAGCAUUGGUCAUCGAGGAAGAAGCGCCGGUAGAGUCGUCACUCGACGAGAGAAUGCGAAGUAGUAGUCAUCGACCGAGUUGGAGCUUUGUCGACAGUGGCGCCAUUCCUAAAUCCAGCAACAGUCACCUGACAAAGUUGCGGAAAGUGCAGUCCCAGCCUGUCACCAGGACACAACCUAGGCAAGAUUCUGCCAGGCCACAACGCCAUUCCAUCGCUGCGAUGCCACGGUCUUCACAGCAAGGUGAGCGUAGAAGCAGCGGUGUUCCACCCAGGUGGAAUACCAGCAGCAAUAUCCCCAAUAGAGCACAAACGCCGACUCCUUUUGAAGGGAGUCUCUCUGAGUCUCCAGAGGUUGCAUUGUAUUCUCAAAACUGGCAGCCGCAGCUGGAAGUGUUGCAUCAAGGGCAUCCACAGCGGCACUCCAUCGCCACCAUACCUUCACAUCAAAGGCACCCGCUAGAUAGCGGAGGUAUUCCCAAUAGGCCACAAACCACCACACCCUUUGUCGAACGUGUCACUCCAACACAGGAGCUGCCAUUUUAUGCACAGCAAUGGCAGCAACAACCGCAAAUACCACCACCACAUCAGCAACCGCAAGGGCAUCCACAGCGGCAUUCCAUUGCGGUGGCUCCUUCCUACCAACAUCACCCAACGACAACUGGGGCUCCGAUGUCAUUCCACCAAUCCCUACUUCCGGAGCACAAAUCGCCGCCUGUCAUUGUGGAAAUCAAGGAGGAACAAGUAAGUGACUCUAGUAGCAGCGCUGACGACCUUCGCCCUAUUUAUGAGCGGCUUGCGACGCCACAACCAUCCUUGGACAGGACCAAAGGGAGCAGAAUGAAUUCCAAGGCAUCGUUCGUACGCAACAGCACCGACAUGAACGACGAAAGCAGCAAGAGCCAAUUCAGCGUGCCUUUCGACGAAGCACCGUACGCAAAAGAGUUCUUUCAAGAUGAUCUCUACUAUGAAUCCCUACGCAAAAGUGGCAAGAAACGAGCCAAACCCCGAAAGAUCUCGAACUCUACUAGGACAAGGGACCCUCCUGCAGCCGCAGCAUCCAACGUGCGAAAACGACGGGAACCAACGCCACUUCACGAAACUCGUCAACAACCUGAUCCACAAACGCCGCAUCGGCGGGGUUUCGAUCCGAUGAUAAGCAACGUUGUGAUCCCCGAUAGGAGUGGUCUGGAACGCAAUAUGAGCUACGUGUCGGAGAUAUCAGACGUUGACUUUGGACCGGUCAAAACUCCCAUUUUCCCCGAGAGUAUCAUUCGGACGCCUAGCUUUCCACCUCCCGGUCUGAAAGCAAAGAUCGAGCAGGCAGAAAAGCAACAGCAAGAGAUGAACAAAACCCCCACUGAUAUUCCGGGCUUCGCCAAGGCCGACAUCGAGGAACUAGAAGAACAGUGGAAGGCUUAUUCCGUAAGGACAUCGCCGACAAACUCUCACGAUACUGUUUAUACAGACGAUCACCUGCUAUCGGCAACCUCGGGGCGCUCGAGGAGGGGAAAGAGGAGAGGCAGGCGGAAGGGCGAUUUAGAUCAGGGUUCAACUCGUUCUGGUUUAUCCCGCGCUUCCACAGUCGACGAAAACAUUUAUACGAGGCUCAAACUCAGGGAAGAGGAGCGUCAACGCUUGGAAUCCAAACGAGACGAUGCGUCCAACGAUGGCAUGUCGGACGAUGAUAUGCGUUCUGGAGGAUACUCGUUGGCAGAUAUACCGAAACAAGAACUGACGUUACUUGAACGGUUUUGUGAUAAUCUUCAGGGGCUUUGUAUUGUAUUCUUCCUCAUAGCAGUUUGGGUGGUCGUGUUGAUUGUGUCUGUCACUGGUGCUGGAUCACCAACCAAUGUGGACAAUGGUGGGUCAAACAACACUGAGACUGGCGCUCCGACUCCCGCCUCCAACGGUUCAAGUACGAUGAUGCCGCAAGCGCCACCAACUCCUUCACCUGUGGAGAACCCUCAGUUGGAUGGAGAAACCCUGCUGCCAUCCUGGAGUUGGGAUGUUGUACAGCGGGAUGGUGACUCGCCACAAUACAAGGCCUGGGAGUGGCUGGAGAAUUCUGACACGCAAGGUUACUCAGAAGAACGCUUGGUUCAGAGGUAUGCAAUUGCCACAUUCUACUACGCUACCAGUCCGGAGCACAACAACCCAACGGUGCAGAAUCGCGCUAUGGAGGACAAUUCGACUGCUGUGGUCGAUUCUCCUGAAGUUGAUGCUGAGGAACCUGAGGAGCUUGAACAGGGUUGGCUGAAUCCUGAUACUUCGGAAUGCAAUUGGACUGAGGCGAUAACAUGCGAUGCCGACGAGCAAGUGGAUUCGUUCUUUUUCCGGUCGAGUGAUCUCGUUGGCACCAUCCCUGAUGAAAUGGGGCUAUUGACAAACUUGUUGAGUCUCGAUUUGAGUGCAAACUCUGAGCUUCGGGGGCCGAUUCCAACCAGACUUAGCCUGGUGACAACGCUGCUCGGUUUAGACUUUCAUUCUUGCAGUUUGACUGGCUCUAUUCCAACUGAACUGGCAGCAAUGACAGACCUCCUCUGGCUGACCCUGGCGAACCAGGGGGGCAGCAGCGGAAGCGGAAAGCUCUCCUCGACAAUACCAACAGAGUUGGCAUUGUUGACGAACCUUGAGCAUCUUCGGUUGGAAGGCAAUCAACUUUCGGGACGCAUCACACCAUUGCUCCAGAACAUACAGGGCCUGGUUUCGCUGGUGUUGACGGAUAAUCUCUUGACGGGAAGCGUGCCCGCGGAAGUUUCGAGACUACUACAGUUGAAAGGAUUGUUGAUAGGCAACAACCAACUUACAGGGCGCAUACCAGAUGAACUCAGCCGUAUGACCAGCUUGAUGGAGCUGCAUCUGGACAACAAUCAAAUCCAGUCUAGGCUUCCAGCCUCUCUCAAUCAACUUUCAAAUUCCCUGACAGUGCUUACACUUGGGGGGAACAGGCUGCAGGGGCCACUUCCAUUAGCAUGGAGUUCCUUGUCGAAGCUGCAAGUUUUGGAGGUGAACAACAAUGCCGAAAUAACAGGCAUGAUCCCUGUGGAUUGGGGUCUCCAGUGGACUGACUUGCGACACAUCAACCUGCAAGAAACGGCGCUGACAGGAGAGGUGCCGGUAAGCUUGUGUUUCCUGAAGGAUGACCCUUCAUACAGCUUGGAGUCCAUUGGAAUCAGCUGUGACCAGGUGGCCUGCACUUGCGGUUGCACGUGUUUGUAGCUAAACGAGUGAAUCGGUCCUUGCAUGAUGAGAAUUGAGACUAUCCCACUUAGAAUUAUACCGGUUGCUAUAUCGGUUCUUACUCUACCCUCUCAAUCACUAAUCGCUAUAUGAAGAGUGUUCCAUAAUUUGACCUUGCGACUAAGCAAAGAAAUACAUGACAAGGAGGGUCACCUCAAGUCCAAAGAAAAAGCUCGGACCUCCCGCGCUUGAUUUGCUUUCUCGUUUCAAGACUCCAGCGUGGUGUUGGAAUUCACUAAACUCAGGGUCGUCGUUGCUCAGGUCCUCCAACAAUCGCUUGUUCGCAAGUUGGCGCCGGGAGUCAUCCUCGCCCAAUGCAAGAGCGACAGACCCCGUAAUGGUAAGCUCCGCGGUGUCCUCAAACAUAAGAAAGGUCGACGCACCCACAAAGAACUGAACGCAGCAAACACCAGGUUUUUGGGCGCAUUCAAGAACACUCAUGCCCCUCGCAGUCCCUUCCAAAACUGGGCUGAAGGAAGUUGCAGGUGUGGUUGAGGCCGACCAAGUCAAUUCCUCAAUGUUUUGAACGUACACAUUCGUGUUGCUGAGUGCACCAACUGCAGUCUUGACGCAAAGUCGUAAGGGUUCGCCUUGCAAAAUUGAAUCUGGCGCUGCCACCGCUUCCCCUGCUUCAUCACCAUGGUACACCGUGAUUUGGGCUUCCUUUUCAGCCAUGCUGGUGUCGGCACGGUGGAGUUGCAGGGAAAACGCGGCAAAGCCAUCGCCUUGGGUCAAGUCAAUCUCUGUGGUGACAACGGCUUCGUGCAAGUUCACGAGCACAUCGUCGUAUUGAACGUUGAAACGUCCACAGAAUGCAAUGGUGCCCAUAGCUUCAUCGUCUUGGCUCCAUAGGCUGGAUUGUGCAAUGACACCCAAGUUGAGAUCCAGACGAACGCUGACCUUUCCAGAGACGCUCGUGUCAAAUGCCACAUCGUCGAGCGUGGCCAGUUGGACGGGAUCAGGCGUUUCAAGAGGCUCGGAGAAGCAAUCGGACUUGCGUAUGUCAAACCCAAAGUUCACCAUCGGCUCAUUGACAGGCAACGGACCAGAGUAAUCAUAGUCAAGUGCGAACUGCAAUUGUUUGCUUCCUGAUGAAGUAGUGCCAAAAACGACUUCCACGUCGUCGACAUCGAGACUGAUGUCAAAUGCAAAGUCUUUCUCAGAGAACACCGAUCCGGGGAACCAGGCGUACAAGAAGGCCGCAGCAAGAGUGAUGCUAUUGACUGAUCGUGUCAUCUUGAGGUAUCAGUGAAUCAGAAAGGUGUGGUACUACUGUCGUAAAGAGCUCCGGUGUAUGCAGCUCGGGGUUUCGUGACAACGCUGCGGCCUUCCGAAUGUUGAAGAUAGCAAACAAACCUCGAUUGUUUCGCUUUGUUGCGGCUAAGUAAAUUGUGAUCUCAAUCCAUCUAUCUGAUUCUCUGUGGUAUUGCCAGCACGAAACAGAGGAGACGACAUCGAGACCACUCCUUGCCGUCAGACAAUCGAAGCUACUCCUUGCUUGCGAGUGACGGUCAGUCGCGUCGAACAAUUAGAGAUAUCGUAAGGGAGUGCCAGCCCGAGACUCGACUCAUCGUGGAAGCCCGCUCCCUCACAGCGUGUACCGGUGCUACCACCGGUAGGUAGUUGCGGGGCAGCAUUGAGGAGCCACUCGGAGUACCGGUACCAUCACAUGGACGGAUGCAAAUCCCAUGGGGUUCGUCGCAUUGGCUAGCUUGACUUUACGUCCUAGCCCGCGAAAACAUUUGAAACCAGACGAGACGCUCUCCUUUAAUGUGACCACACUUCUUGUGUUCCUGGUACUACUGGUAGAACUUCCUAGCUAGAGAACGAGUCAGUCGAAGAGUGACUCAGUCGAUCAUUCUUCUGGGCAGCAGGUUUGCUUGGGUUUAUUGCUAGUAUUGAAUAAACUUCGUGAGUGUAAACGUUGCUCGUUUGAUCGCUCUUUCGAUCGCUCUACGGCACCGGCAUGGCACUGCACCGGUAGGCCAAUAAUGCUUGAUCGCAUUGCCAAUGGUCUUUAGAACGGUUUUGCCCAGCUCGUCCAAGUGGGUUGCUCGUUUUUUGACUCUUCUUCCGCGGCAGUUCCAGGAUGAGGAGGAUCAUCAGACCCAGCAGUUCGUUCGGUGAAGGAUGGCGGGGCGACAAUGGGAAGUUCACUUGUGUUGUUCUUGCGAGUUGUUGUCUCUUCCACGCUUCCAGCGGCCUCUUCCUUGGCGUUGCCUUUGCCGCAGCAGCACAACGAGCACAACGACUCCAACAGUAACAGAGCAGCACUCAAAACCGCGGCUCCUCCGGUAGCCAUGAGCAUCCAGGAGUUUCCAUGUGUAUCAACCUUCUCGAUUCCCAGCUCUUCAAAGUGUUCCUCCAGAAUGUCGUCAUCAAAGUAGUCGAUCCAGAACAGGCUUUCGCUGAAGAGUGCCCACGUGCAAGCUGCCGCUUGUAAGAGAAUGAAGAUCAAAAAGAGUCCCAUCCCGACAACAGUCGCGGAGCUUCCCUUCGCGCGUCGAGCAAAGAGAUCCGAUACGACAAAGACCCCAACCGCAACGAUCGCAAAGAGAAAUGACAUGGCACAAGCGUUGACGAGAAAACCAAGCGAGUGGCAAUCGUUGCCAGUGUCCGGGUCCAAGGUGAUGGUCGUACCGUUCAAAGUGAUUUCUGUUGGCUUGCAUACUUUGAUGGGAACGUAGAAGGUGUCUCCAACUCUUUCGUAGUUGGUGUUCAAGAGCUGGCGAACUUCGGGAAUCGAAAAAGCCGCAACGAUGGCGAAUCCAACUUGAACAAGCCGACUGACAAUGAUGGCCAUGACAGGGAGGAAACGCAAGAAAACAUUCAUUUUGCAACUGGGAUACCAAGGAUAUGAGCGAUUUUGAGGGAGAGAGAUAGCAAGCAACCACAGCAACUACUAGUACCGGUAUUACACGCUUGCUUCAGAAACAGAAGGUGGAGAAAGAAUGGUGUCGAGCUGUGAUGUCGCGAAGGUGGGAAUCUUCAAUCGAGUCGUCGUGCCCCAAAGCAACGGCUAUCUUCGUCAGCGCCACUCGAGAGCUGCUG